UAUAAUAAUAUUGAUUAAAAAGAGGAAAUAAUUCGAAUAAUAUGUCACUUUUGGAUGUCGUACAAGACGAUGUUCCUCGAAGCCAUUCCCCAUUCAAAGGAGUGGCGGGCAAGCAGACCUUCUUUGAACGAGCUGACAAUGAGAAAGAGUAUUCUCAAGAUGAUAUGUCACUCAAAGAUCAAAGACCGUAUGAAAGCCUAAAAUUCGAGGAGGAGCCAUAUGUCCCUGUCGCUGUAGCGCAAAAGCACAUAUGACUCAUGGAGAACGAUAUGCGUCGCAUGAAGGAUAACUACAACAAGACCAUGAAGGAUCUAGAAACUGGCUUUAUCAAGCAUGAGGAGAAAACAAGGGAGAUUUAUAAUAGGACGCUUAAUGCUUGGAAAACAAAAGCCAAGAAUAAAAUUAAACAGUUUCAAGUUGCUCUCAUCAAAGCAAUAGACGAAAGAAAUGAAAUUGAAAAGACCUACAAAGAACGGAAUAAGAAGCAACGCAUCGAGAACGAGAGGCUUGAGAAAGAGAAGAUCUUCCUCAUCAGUGAGAAUGAAGCAGGCCAAGAAGAAAUUCAAGCAAAGGCUCAAUUACUUGAAGAAAUCAAGGACUCAUAUAGAAAUGAAAUUUCGGAAAAAGAUAAAAUUAUUGAUGAACGAGAAACUCAGAUAGAGAAACUAAAAGAUGAGCAGGCUGAAGUACAAGCUAAAUUUGAAGAAGAAAAGCAGCACUUAGGAGAUGACUUGUCAACCCAAUUAGCAGAAAUUACCAAAAAGCUUGAAGAGGAGACUACAAAACGUGAAGAAUUUGAAGAAAAAUGUAACGACUUGCAAGACCAAAUCGCUUCAGGAAACGCAGUAGCUGUGGCUGGAUUUGAAGCACCCAUCAAGAAGAAAAAGACUAAAAUGCUAGAUGAAGAGGAGAAAGGAAAGUCAAUGUUCGAUGAUAAUGAUUCGGAGGACAGUGAAAUCCAAAGUAUAACUUCUCAAAGAGUUGCUCAUGGUGAAAAAGCAACCACUCUCAAUAUAGCUGCAGUUGGUGCAAUGGGAGGUCACUCAAACGAAACCAAGGAACUCCUCAAACGUAUCGAUAAAUUAGAGGAGGAUAAGGCCCAAAUGGAGGAAGAAAAGAUUGAUUUAGCUAAAGCACUAAACAAUUUGAACGAACUUCUCAAAGAAAGUAGAAGCCAGAUGAAAAUCAUGCAGCAGCAGAUAGACGAUGCAGAGAAGCAAGUUGCCGAGGAAAGGAACAAGGUUAAAAUGAAGAAGAAAAAGAGCAAGAAGAAAAACCGAAUCAGAGAUGAAGAAGAAGAUGAAAAUGAGGAUGAUGAAGAAGAUACCUUCAAAGAAGAUCCAGAACUAAAGAAAAUGGUCGAAAAACUUGUCCCAGAGGAAGACAGAGAGGAUGCUGUGGCUGAAGCCAAAAGAGUUAUGCUCAUUCAUUCCUCUAAAAAUGAAGAUUUGGAAAAGGAGAUCAAGAAGUUGAGCAAAGAAAAUGAUAUACUCAAAAAAUCAUUAGCUGAAAUAAAGAAGAGAGAAGAAAAUGAUGAAGAUGCAGAGGAUAUUGAAAACCUUCAAGAAGAGAACCAAGCAUUGAUGACACAACUCAAAAACUUGAAAAAGAAAAAUAACGAAAUUGAGACUGAGCUGAAUCAAAUAAAAGAGAAUCCCAUAAUUCCUGAACAAGAGGAGGAUAGUGAUGGUGAAAUCAAAAUAAAUACUAGCACUGUAGCUCCAGUUUCUUCUGCUCCUUGUAAAAAUUGUCCAAAACUCAAAGAGACUGUUAGUGACCUUGAAGAGAAAAUAGCUAUACUAGAAGAAGAAAACCUUCACCUAAAGCAAAACCUCAAUAAAGAAGAAGAUAAAGCCAUUAAGUUAGAUCAAGAACUAUCCAACCUUAGGAAAAUGAACUUCAGCUCAGACAAAGUCAAAGCAAAAGACAUUGAUCAUGCAAUGGAGCAACAGCUCAAUGCUCUUAUGAAUGAAAAUGAAGACCUUAAAGAACAGAACGCCCAACUCAACAAGAAGGUUCAACCAACCAAGCGGCUCGAAGUGAAGCUCGAUAAGAAAGACAAAGAGAUCGAGAAACUCCACCAGAAGAUCGAAAAGCUGGAAGACAAGAAUGACCAGCUGCAAAACAUGGAAAUGGGUCCUCCCAAAAAGUCCAAGAAGAAGGGAGGAGCUUCAACUGCUGAAGCAAGGCAACUCAAAAAUAAAGACAAAGAAAUUUCCAAACUCAAGUCAAAACUUGAGAAGCUCGAAGACAGAGUUGAAACGCUCAACAUCACAGCUGAAACUCGUAAAGAAGAAAUCCGGAAUCUCCACUCCAUUAAUAAAGAGCAAGACCGAGAACUCAAAGCAUUCAAAGGAGACCUGGCUGCAGCUGAAAAGUCGAAAGACAGAUCCAUCAAGAAGAAUGAGAAGGCCAGAGGCAAAGAAGCCAAAGAAGCUGCUGCCAGAAAACAAGAACUUGAGAAGAAGCUCGAAGUCAGCAAAGGCAAAAUGUCUGCUGAGAAUGAUAAACUCAAACAAGAAUUCCAAGACAUGAAGGCUGAGCUCGAGCAAAGACUCAGAGUUCUCAAAGAUCAAAGCACUGUGCUCAACACUCAGCUCGAUGAGGCAGAGCAAGGCAUCAAACAGAGAGACAAAGAAAUCAAGAAAUUGGAGAAGACGAUUGAGGAUAUGAAAGAACAAGUCGGAGAUGCUGAGAACCUCAUGGCCGAACACAAGUCAGUCAAGAAACAACUCAAGGGAAUCACCAACGAGUUCGGAGUCAUCGAAGUGAAGUACAAAGAAGAAGUCAAGAAGCGAAAGAAACUCCACAACAUGAUCGAAGACAUGAAAGGCAAAAUCAGAGUCUUUGCAAGAGCAAGACCCAUGAGUUCCAAAGAACAGAAAGCUGGCCACACCCAAGAAGUCACCUUCCCAGAUGAAAUGACCAUUUGAGUCAACACCAAGAAUGGACUCAAGAAGUAUAACUUCGACAACUGCUUCGGGCCUGACUCCACCCAAGAAGAAGUCUUCGAUGAGUCUGUGACUCUGGUGCAGUCUGCCAUUGACGGGUUCAAUGUGUGCUGCUUUGCAUAUGGACAGACAGGAUCUGGUAAGACAUUCACAAUUCAAGGAGACGCCAAGAACCCCGGACUCACUCCGAGAAUAUUUGAAGAGCUCUUCACCAUCCUCGACUCAAUGGACAACUUCGAAGUGAGUCUGUCUUGCUACAUGGUCGAGCUGUACCUUGAAAGCUUGAAAGAUCUGCUUAGGCCCAAGAAAGCUGCUGAAGUGCCACUUGAAAUUAAGAAGAAUGCACACGGAAUGGUUGUAGUCGAAGGCGCCCACGAAAUCCCAAUUGAGUCGUUGUCACAAGCAAACAAAAUAUUCGAGUUUGGUCUUGACAACAGAAAGACUGCAAGCACCAACAUGAAUGCGACGAGUUCAAGGUCCCACCUCGUAUUCUCGAUCGUCAUCAACAGCAGGAACAAGCAGACUGGCCAGAGAACUGUCGGAAAACUCUCUCUGGUCGAUCUGGCUGGCUCCGAAAGAGUCUCUAAAACUGGUGCUGACAAAGAGCGGCUUAAAGAAGCUUUAGCCAUCAACAAGAGUCUGUCGGCUCUGGGCAAUGUUAUCUCAGCGUUAGGAGACGGCAAGAAGAAGCAUGUGCCAUACAGAGACAACAAAUUGACGAUGCUGAUGGAAGACUCGCUUGGAGGUAACGCUAAAACUCUCAUGUUCGUAAAUGUGAGUCCAGCCAGCUACAACACCGACGAGACCAACACUUCGCUCACAUAUGCGAAGCGAGUCAAGAACAUCAAAAACGUUGCAGUCAAGAACACAAAGUCGAAGCAGACUGACAAAAUGAACGCAAUCAUCAUGGAGCUGCAGGGCGAGAUCACGAGGCUGGAGAGCAAACUUGAGGAAGGAGGAGUCAAGUUUAGGAGAACAAAUACGAACUUUAACAUUGGAGAAGGAGACGAAGAGGAGAAAGAAUUUGACCCUGAUGAGGAAUAA
Messenger RNA from Moneuplotes crassus, 3995 nucleotides. The record is from the annotation of a GenBank genome assembly. Lineage: Eukaryota; Ciliophora; Spirotrichea; Euplotida; Euplotidae.